Diversispora eburnea is the source of this 1065-nucleotide messenger RNA. NCBI's taxonomy places the organism in Eukaryota, Fungi, Glomeromycota, Glomeromycetes, Diversisporales, Diversisporaceae. The record is from the annotation of a GenBank genome assembly.
AUGAGAGAAGACUCAGAUUACGUAUACGUUUUUACUAGAAGUCCAACUUUAUUCAACAACCGUAACCACAAUAAUAACAAUAAUAUCAUACCACCACCUCCAAGUUAUGAAGAAGCUAUUGCAAUUUCUAUAAAUCCUUCUUCAGUCAAUAUUACACCAGCAGCUCGAUCCGCCAUGAAUGAACUUGAGCAAAUUUCCAUCAGUCACAACGAAACAACUGAUAAUAAUCCGAAAUCAAAUUUUGAAUGUAUUGAAGAUGUUCCUCUUCUUAAUCAAUUUGAUGUAAAUAAUUAUAAUAUUGGUAGUAGUAGCGACCAUAAUUGUAAUUUACCACCAGAAUAUACAGUAUCAGAUGCAGAAUUUGAAACUUCAGACCAAGGUGUUACGUCUCUUGAUUCAAAGAUAAAUAGUGAAGUUGAAUCUUUACAUAGAUUUUUCAUUGCACAUAAUGAUAAACCUCAAAUGGCUAUAAAAAUUCAUGGUUAUUAUACAAAUUAUGAAACAGAAAAUUACAGUUAUACAGAUUCGAAUGGACAAAUUAAAACUAGUUCUAGAACAAAAGAAAUAGAAGUUACAGAUUUUAAAUUUACUUUCGAUCUCACAAAUUAUAUUACGCCUUAUGGAAAAUUACAUAUUAUACCCAAUAAAAAGUAUCUUAAUAUGGAUAUUAUGGAAUUUUUGAGAGAAUAUGUUGAAAAUAAAAAUUUAUUAAAGGAAAUUGAAAUGAGAAAGGUGGUAAUUUGGGAUUAUGAUUCUUUAACUAAAGCAAUCUCAUCCGUUAUUCGACAACAAGGAUAUAAUAAUACUCUUCGUAUAACUUAUCCCAUACGCAAUUAUAUAGUUAAAGUUCAAUCGGAUCAUAAAUUUUCUAAAUUAAUGAAAAGUAAAUGGUUUAAUAUUCUUUGUAUAAUUUCUUGUCUUUGGAUAAUUCUUUGGCCUUUAACUUGGUUAUAUAAGAAAUCUUAUAAAGAUCAAUUAAGAAGUGAUUUUCAAAUAAAUAUUAGUCCUCGAGAUUGGUUUCAGGCUAAUGUGGAAAAUAUUAUAUCUAAUGUACAAUGGCGAUAA